UACAAAAGUUUUCGCUCGGUGUUGUCAAAGUUUACGAGGUAGAAAAUUUUAAUUCCUAAAAUCUCCGAUUACGUUAUGGCGUGUAUUAGAUUACUAGGCCUAGAGGUUCCUGUGUAGACAAUAUUUCUUCAUUGUGACUGUAAGGAUUUUUUUCUCCUUUUAAUGCACUACGAGAAAAAUUUUAGGUUAGGAAUUGCGCGUGUGUAAAUAAUAAUACGAUAUCAAUUAUUGUUUACGUUUGUGCUUACGAGUGAAGUGUACAAACUGUAUAUGUUAUGGUGUUGAAAAUAAUGUUUUGAAUACUUUUCUUAAUAACCAUGGUUUUUGCUGGAAGAAAGAAUCAGUCGUGAGGCCAGCAAGAUUUCAAAAGCAUCAACGUCGUAGUGGAUUUGAACAGGUCCCAGAAUGUCGUCCUUAUUGUAUGCCGAACUAGCUGCAACCUGCAAUGCCUUGGGAUAUUACGACGGAAACAAGUACUAUGUUGAUGCUCAUUGUGUCGAGACAGUGAAAGAUCUGAUCCGGUACCUGCGGCGGGAUGACGCCAACCACGAGAUCCGUCGCCACCUGGGCGAGGCGAAGGUGCUGCAGACGGAUCUGCUGCCGAUCCUGAAGGAUCACUGGCGCCGGGAGGAUCUGUUCGAUGUCGUGUUGAGGCUGCUGGUGAACCUGACGAACCCGGUGCUGCUGCUGUACCGCGAGGAGCUCCCGGAGGACAAGGCCUCCCGCAACUACUACCUGCAGCUCAUCGGCCACCUGCAGGCGUACAAGGAGGCCUUCGCCGACGGCGCCGUCUGGGGCGUCUUCAACCGCAGGCUGGGCGAGAUCAUGCAGAUCGAGUGGCAGGAUCGCAGCGAGGAGACCAGCCUGGUCAUGGAGCGCAUCCUGAUCCUGGUGCGCAACGUGCUGCAGGUGCCGGCGGAUCCCGCCGCCGAGAGGAGGACGGACAACGACGCCAGCAUCCACGACCAGGUGCUGUGGGCGCUGCACGAGUCGGGGAUGGUGGACCUCCUGCUGUACGUGUCCAGCAUGGAGCACGAGCACCAGUACUACAUGCACAUCCUGGAGAUCGUGUCGCUGAUGAUGCGGGAGCAGAGCCCCGCUGAGCUGGCCGGCGCGGCGCUCCAGCGCAGCGAGGCCGAGAAGCAGCGCGACGAGACGCAGCUGCUGGCCGUGCGACGGCGCGAGACGGAGGACCGGCUGGCCAAGGUCAAGAAGUACGCCGGCUCCAGGCAUUCAAGAUUCGGUGGCACGUUUGUCCUGAAAGACGUGAAGUCCAUCAGCGAUCAAGACCUGAUCUACCACAAGCCCCUCAACAAGCUGGAGUCCCUCAACUUCGACCUGGAGAAGAGCAGGCAGAAGCGACCCCGGAACCGCCUGCCGAUGAAGGAUGACAAGGCGGAGAGGAGGUCGGCCUACAGCAUCCGCCUGUUCCUGAAGGAGUUCUGCGUGGAGUUCCUGACCGGGGCGUACAACUCCCUCAUGCACACCGUUAAGGACGGACUGGCUCGGGCGAGGACGCAGGCUAACGACGAGUCGUACUACCUGUGGGCCAUGAAGUUCUUCAUGGAGUUCAACCGUCACUACAACUUCCAGGUGCAGUACGUCAGCGAGACUAUGCACGUGCAGACGUUCCACUUCGUCCAGACGCAGCUGGAGAACUGCUACGAGAUGAUGGUCACCGACAAGAAGAAGCUGCGGCUGUGGUCCAAGCGGAUGCACCUGGCGCUCCAGGCCUACCAGGAGCUGUUGAUGACACUGACGGCCAUGGACAAGUCUCCGGAUGAAAGUGUUCGUAAUUCAUCGAAAGUGAUCAAGAACAAUGUUUUCUACGUCAUAGAGUAUCGAGAACUGAUUCUCACGCUGUUGCUCAACUUUGAUGAGGUGAAGAUGUCAAGGCUGUACCUGAAAGAUUUGAUUGAGACAGCGCACAUUUUCUUCAAGAUGCUGGAGCAGUUUUGUUCCCGGGGCCACGUGAUGGUUCAGAAGCCAGUGGCCCGACGGAAGAAACGUAGAAAACAGCAGAAAGCAGUGGCAACAGAGCCACAGCCCUCGGCAGAGGACGCUUGGAACGACCUUGCACCUGAGAUAUCGGCCGUGCUGCAAGGUGGCGCGCUGAACACAGAGGCCGUGCCUUUCGACGCUGUCACGGACAGAGACAUGGACGACCAGAAAGUGGAUGUGAUGAGGAACAUUCAAAAAUGCCUGAAAGAGAGGAAGUUUGAAGAAGCGAUUGCUACGCUCAGGGCGUGCAGGGAGAUCUGGCCGGAGGAGGACCUGUUCGGCUCGCACGACGUGGCUCCAGAGGAGGAGCUGCUCCUGCUGAAGGACAUCUUCAUCACCGUUCCCGGUUCUGAAAAUGAAGUUCCAGCAACUGUGGAAAACCCAGAGCCAGAAGACAAUGAUGACGAUGAAUCAGAUGAUGACGAUGAAGAGGAGGAAGGAAUGGGCACAAGGCUGGUGGAGCAAGACUUCAAGUUCAUGGACUUUGCACGGAGGUUGGCCCACAGCAAGGUGAUGAGCGCGUGCUGCCUGCUGCUGGCGCAGUUCGACAGGAACUCUGCGCACACCAACCACUGCGCGGCCAAGAUGCUGCACCGCGUGGCCUUCGACUGCAAGAUGCCCGCCAUGCUGUUCCAGGCGUCGCUGUUCCGCACCUUCCAGCGCGUCUUCGAGUCGCGCCACCCCCAGCACAAGGAGCUGGCCAAGUUCGCAGGGUUCGUCCUGCAGAAGUUCGCCCAGGUGGCCGAGAAGAACAAGAAGGUCUUCAUGGAGCUGCUGUUCUGGAAGUCCAGCCGCGAUGCCUUCGAGAUCGAGAACGGCUACGGCAGCUACUCGACCCAGACUCACUCGUCCAAGAUGGCGUGGACGGAGGAAGAGGAGUUCGAGCUGCAGAGACUGUACGAUGAGUACAUGGGCCGGCAGGAGGGAUCGUCUGCCGGAAUGGUGGACUGGAUAAUGGAGAACCUGAUAAACAAGGACCGGUCCAAGAGAGGAGUCACCAAGAAGCUCAAAGAAAUGGGCAUCGUGGUCAACUCAAAGGCCCCGUCCAAGCGACCGCCCAAGCAGUGGCAGUCCUGCGAGGAGGAGCAGCUGGCGCAGUUGUUCGGCCAGUUCCGGGAAUCUGCAGACCCGGUCGGGGAGGUGGCGGGAGCGCUGGCCGUGCAGCGUCCGCGCAGCCAGGUCGUGGCCAAGCUGCUGGGCCUGGGUCUGGCGCGCGACAGGAAGGAGCUGCGCAAGAAGCGCUCCGGGAAGUCCAGGCACGCACUCGACGCCGGCUCGGAGGACGACUCGGCGGGCAGCGAUUCAAGCGACUCCGGCGGCAGCUCUGGACCGGCUGGAGCCACGCAGCGGGGGCAGAAGCACACCGCCGUGGCGCGGCGCGCCAGGUGGCGCAAGGCAGCGCCCCGUGAGCCCGGCGGAGUCCGGGAGAGACCUGCCCCGGCGGUCCAGUUCUCUCGGGAGAAGGCGUCUGCCGCUUUGCAGAACGUCAUCGCAGCAGGCAUGCAGGAGGCGGCCGCCUGGCUGCGAGAGACGCUGCUGGAGGAGGCAGCGGACCGGGGGGGAGGGCGGCCCCUGGAGGGCGUGCCCGUGCUGCCGCUCAGCGAGCCGUGCGUGGCCGCGAUGGACGACCCGGGCUUCCUGCGCGCCGUGGCCGCGCUCGGCCUGGAGCAGCCGCUCAGCACCGAGGGUGUUUACUGGCGUAUGCCGGCAUCAAUGACGGCACAAGACCUGCGGGUGAGGGCGAACGUCAUCAGCAUUGCUCUAGGAGUGGAGGUUGAAGGGACGGAGGACUGCGAAGGUUCAGCCGCGGCAGAAGCCGAGCCAGUUCGCAACCGACUCGAUUCGGAGUCGAGCGGUGAUGAGUUUGAACAUCUGAGGAAAUUCCUGCUGCCGGCGGCGAGCAGAGCGGACGACGGUGGACCACCGGACGGUGUUGCCGAAAGGGCCGGGAAACAGACGGGGAUCGGAGAAGAGGACGACGAAGCGGAAGGGACAAGAGGCGAAAACCCGGGCACGUCCGCAGACGUGGAGACGUUUGCUCGCGGUGGACGCGCCACGAGCAGGAAACGCGUGUUCGCGGACUCCUCCUCCGAGGGGGAGAGCGGAGAGAGGGCGGCGGGGCCGGGGGGCAAGUCCCGCCAGCACAGGAAGAUAGUCGUCCAGUCCUCGGACUCCGAGCCGGAGGCCGCCGUCUCGCCGCCCCCGAGAGACGAGGACGAAGACGUCUCUCGCAAGGUGACCAAGAGAUUCCUGGACUCUGACUCGGACGACGAUGGAGCCGUCAGGAGCAGCGCAAAGCGACAGCCGAUCAUAGAAGACGAGAAUGACUAGAGUUUUGUGAAUAUGUACCAGCAUUAGCUUCUAGAAGCACAUCUGCUUAUAAACAUUCCUGUAUUUUAGGUUUUUUUUUUUUUUUUUUGCAUUUAUGAAUGGUGUGUGUUCAUUGCUAGCUUUAUUAGAACUGUGUUCAAACUUAAUUUACUUUAAGUAGAGACAAUAUUUUAUGGUUCUAAUUUUAACCCAAUUUAAUUUUUAAAACAAAAGAUUUUGGUGUUAUAGUGUUUAUUUUUUUAUAGGCCUGGGCAAAUAUUUAUAUAUAUUCCAUUUUACCUCAAAUACUUACACUUCAAAAUAACGAAUAUUCCUUUGCUUACGAAUAACUCGUGAGUUUGUCAUAUACCAACGUUUACUGCUGAGAUGAAGUCAUUUGUGCAAUAUAAAUACCCUUAUUUUAUUUUUAAUGGGACUUCAUAAUCAAAAAUUGAACAAUAAGCGAUGUUUAAAACAUGCAACAAGUGUUCGAAGGUUGUUUUUUUUUCGCUACUUUCUUACUAAACAGUAACUGAAAAAAUUGCAUAAACAAUUCAAAAAAGGCAUAUUUGACAUUUAAAAUUUGAAAACAAAAUAUUAUUACUAUUCUUUUCGUCACAUGCACCAGAAGUAGGAAAAAAUAAAAGUCAUCUCAUCAACCAUGGAUUACAACAUCACAAAACACGGACACUCCAUUGAGAUGGGCAUUAAAAGAAGUAAUCGUCAUAGUUUCAACAGCUUAUACAUCUGUGACAUAACAAAUGCAACUCAAAUAUAUAUAUAAAAAAAUAUUAUUUCAUGUAGUUAUUGCAGCUAACUUAACUUAAACAGUCUUUCACUUAAGUAUUAUUUGCCUAAUUCUCCAGAAGUUGUUAUAUGAUGUAAAGAAAAAUUUUUUUUUGUGGAAUUCUAGUUCUCUCUCUUACUAUUUGAAUUUGGUAUUCAUAUUCGCGAAUAAUUUGAUAUUCGUAUUUGAACUCAAUUCAAACUAAAAAACUGAUAUUUCCACAGGCUUAAUUUUUUAUAAACUCCUAUUAUUCAUAAAGAUAACACCAUUUUGAACAAAUAUAACUCUUGCAUGUUCAGUGAUACUUACUUUAUCAAAACAGUGACAUUUUGACUGAUAUGUGAUGCACUUUUGCAGUAUAAUGAUUUGUAAUAAGCAUGUCUAACUAGAGCUGUAUCAGUUCACAAAAUUUUGCCGAUACGCUGAUAUGCCAGUACAACUUACUAUUGCCGAUUCACAGAUUCCAAAACAAUACGAGAGAAAACACAUUUUAGUUAAAAAAAAAAUGUUUAUAAAAUUACUAAACUACCCAAAAUUUCAUCAUUCUAAGAAAAGCAUGCAAUGCAAAUGCAUACGUUUUUAGUUUGCAUAAACAAAAGUUAAUUAAUAAAGAAAAUGUACGAUAAACUGAAGGGGAUAAAUUUUUUAAAACCAGCAGUUAUAUAGAUACAAAAACAAGUGAGUGCUUGCCUAAAGUUUGCUGUCAUUAAACAUUUUACAAUAAACAAUUCAACACAAUUUACAUAGUCAUACAUUGGUUCGUUAUAGAAAACGUUUAACUAAACUAGUACUGAUUACAGAUUUCCUAGAUUUUUAUUAAGUAAACAUUCUUAUUUACACCCCACAAUUUCUGCUCAUUCUGUAUUCAUUACUUUGGAUUGACGGUAACUGACAAAUAAUGUAAAAAUUCCAACCUGAAACAAAAUGUAUUAAUCUUUGACUUUUUUUUUUUUUUAAGUGUGAAGUAAACCUGAUGGAGAAUUGGAGCUUAUGUCGUGGUAGCAUAAUGACAUGAUUAUAUCUCGCCCAGUUGGUGAUAUCCAGUUUAGAAAUGGUAUCAUUUGGUUGGAAUUAUAAUACAUGUGUAGAGACCUGAAAAAUUCGCGGGUUCAUUUCGUGUUAUGCUAAAAUUCAAAUAAUUUUACCUAAGUGCUGCUUCUGCCAUUGGUUCACUGUUAAUCUGGAGGACUGAGGGCCAAUUAGAGACCCUCACUCAUAGAAGUGUCGAAUCACAGGCCACCCAGUCGAGACGACUCACAAGUCAGCAGCUAAUGAACAGUUGGCAUUUGCCCGAGUGUGCAGAGAAUAUUCGAGUCCAUCCUGAAGGUCAAUGAACCCGUGAAUUUUUCCGGUCUCUAUGCAUGUGUUAAGAACAUGUAAUUACUUUAUUAUAUUAAAUUUAGUAAAUAGCUUUUAAAAUGAAACAAAAGUAGUUUUACUGGUAACCAUUUUCAAAUGUUUGUUAGAUUAGGUUAUGUACUUACAUUCAAAGUGCUAUUAUCAUUUGUAUGUUGGUUUGUUAGCUUCAUUAAAAAAUACUGUUAAAUGGUGUGA
Molecule: messenger RNA, 6652 nt
Organism: Bacillus rossius redtenbacheri
Lineage: Eukaryota; Metazoa; Arthropoda; Insecta; Phasmatodea; Bacillidae
Gene: timeout
Product: protein timeless homolog
Exons: 27
Coding region: 406-4332 (1308 amino acids)
Biological process (GO): DNA repair; replication fork arrest; entrainment of circadian clock
Cellular component (GO): replication fork protection complex
Molecular function (GO): DNA binding
Source: RefSeq, a predicted model, not a curated record